Molecule: messenger RNA, 2286 nt
Organism: Torulaspora delbrueckii
Lineage: Eukaryota; Fungi; Ascomycota; Saccharomycetes; Saccharomycetales; Saccharomycetaceae
Gene: TYW1
Product: putative tRNA 4-demethylwyosine synthase
Exons: 1
Coding region: 1-2286 (761 amino acids)
Biological process (GO): wybutosine biosynthetic process
Molecular function (GO): 4 iron, 4 sulfur cluster binding; catalytic activity; FMN binding
Source: RefSeq, a predicted model, not a curated record
AUGUCAUUCAACCGUGGUAGCGCUCUUGCAGUGCUUUUGUGUAUCGGAAUCUACUUGUGGCUCGGAGGUAGACUUUCUGUGGCUUUAGCGGGCCUCGUAUUCUGUGGGAUCUUUUAUAAAGAGUUCAAUGGCACUUCAGCAGAAGUGGUUGGUUUGAAUGAAAAGACAGUGGUUGCUGAACCAACUAAGAAGAAGAAGUCUUGUUGUGGAGGCAAAGGUGGUGCGGGAUGCUGUUCAUCAAAAGGUGGCGAGAAGAAGAGCGGCUGUUGCUGCGGUAGUAAAAAGAAAACUGCUGAUAUCGAAGAGUACGUGCCAGUUGCUCCGAAAGAGGAUGCAUAUCCUGAAGAGAUUGAUUUCACUGACGCUUUUAAGCCCGUUAAUAAGUCAAAAAAAUUGGGCGCCAAUGCGAGGCCUCCCAAAGUCUUUUCAAAGCCUGAAUUAAAAAAUGCAUCUAAGCAUGAUGAGGAUCUGGUUAAAAGUGCUAUGACAGUGUCAAAUUCCACUUUAUUGUCAUCUCAAACUUACGUCUUUUACAGUUCGUUGCAAGGUGCAGCUCAAAGAUCUGCUGAAAAGGUGCAUGAUAUUUUAGCAAAAACAGAAGGUUUGCAAUUGCCACCAAUUUUGAUGAAUUUGGAUGAACUAGAUGAUAUCGAUGAGUACUUCGUUUCCAUUCCGUCCGACAACGCUCUUUAUUUCUUGAUUUUACCAUCAUACGAUACAGACUGCCCAUUGGACUACUUCUUGCAGACCUUGGAAGAAAAUUUCAACGAUUUCAGAGUCGACAAAUUCCCCUUGCGUAAGUUGGUAGGUUAUUCAAUCUUGGGUAUCGGUGACCGUGAAUCGUGGCCAGAAAAGUUUUGUUAUCAAGCUAGAAAAGCCGAUCACUGGAUUGCACGUCUAGGAGGUAGACGUAUCUUCCCAGUCGGUGAAGUUUGUAUGAAGACAGGAGGAGACUCAGAAAUAGCGGAUUGGGCCAAUCUGCUUUCCGAUACUUUAAAAGACGAUGAGCCCAUUCUUUAUGAAUACGACGAAACAGUGGACGACGAAGAUGAAGCAGAUGAUCAGUUAGGCGACUUGGAGGAUAUUGGUAAUGAGGGUACUACUGUCGAGUCAGAGAUGAAGCAAAUGGUCGCUAAGGAUAGUCCCACUUUCAAAAAACUUACCAAGCAAGGUUACACAAUUGUUGGUUCUCAUUCUGGUGUCAAGAUUUGUAGAUGGACGAAAAGUGACUUAAGGGGCACUGGAUCCUGUUACAAACACUCGCUUUUCAACAUUGUCUCCAGUAGGUGUAUGGAAUUGACACCAUCCCUUGCCUGCUCAUCAAAGUGUGUUUUUUGUUGGAGACAUGGUACAAAUCCUGUUUCCAAAAACUGGAGGUGGGAGGUCGAUCCACCAGAGUACAUUUUGGAGAAUGCCCUCCAAGGUCAUUAUUCGAAGAUUAAACAAAUGAGAGGUGUUCCAGGGGUCGUAAUGGACAGAUUUGCGAAGGCUUUCCAAGUCCGUCACUGUGCUCUUUCCCUGGUCGGCGAACCAAUCAUGUAUCCUUAUAUUAACAAAUUCGUUGAAUUACUGCAUGAAAAGGGCAUUUCAAGUUUCCUUGUUUGCAACGCUCAGCAUCCAGAAGCUUUGGAAAGUAUUGGUAAGGUUACUCAGCUUUAUGUCUCUAUUGACGCUUCAACCAAACAAGAGUUGAAAAAAGUUGACAGACCUUUGUACAAGGACUUUUGGGAAAGAAUGCUGACAUGCUUGGAUACCCUGCGAACUACACAAUCUCAUCAAAGAACAGUAUUCAGAUUAACAUUGGUUAAGGGAUUCAACAUGGGUGACCUCUCUUCGUAUGCAGAUCUUGUUCAGCGCGGCCACCCAAGUUUCAUCGAAGUUAAAGGUGCUACUUUUGCUGGAUCUUCUGAUGGUAAUGGAAAUCCAUUGACAAUGCAAAAUAUUCCAUUUUAUGAGGAAUGUACGAAUUUUGUAAAGGAGUUUGCCGCAGAAUUGCAAAGAAGGGGACUUGGUUACGAUGUGGCAGCAGAGCAUGCUCAUUCGAAUUGUAUAUUGAUUGCCAACACUAAGUUCAAGAUUAACAAUGAAUGGCAUACGCAUAUUAACUUUGAUAGAUUCUUUGAGCUCCUGAAUUCGGGCAAGGAUUUUGACGCAAUGGAUUACACUGCAAAGACACCAGAAUGGGCUCUGUUUGGCAAUGGAGGUUUCGCUCCUGGGGACACCAGGGUUUAUAGAAAAGGCAAGAAGAAGUCGCAACAGGUAGUUGAUACUAAACAAAAUAUUUAA